Lethenteron reissneri (Far Eastern brook lamprey) is the source of this 2316-nucleotide messenger RNA. Its product is annotated as zinc finger protein 664-like. NCBI's taxonomy places the organism in Eukaryota, Metazoa, Chordata, Hyperoartia, Petromyzontiformes, Petromyzontidae. Gene Ontology annotation, molecular function: DNA-binding transcription factor activity, RNA polymerase II-specific; RNA polymerase II cis-regulatory region sequence-specific DNA binding. Gene Ontology annotation, biological process: regulation of transcription by RNA polymerase II. The record is from RefSeq and is a predicted model, not a curated record.
GUUGAAGGUGAACAGAAUUGGUCUGAUGGAGCAAAGGGACUCGGGGCAGCUCAGUACAAGAAGGAAACAAUUCGACCAGUAUGCAGACAGCACGAAUCGUACUUGAAGUUUGACACAACACCAGAUAACUCACACAGGAGAGAAACCCCUCAAGUGCACUGUGUGAGAAGGCAUUUACAGAGUCAUCACAUCUUAAAAUACACCAGAAAACACACAGGAGAGAAACCCUUCAGGUGCACUUUGUGUGAGAAGGCAUUUUUAGAUUCAUCACUUCUUAAAAUAUACCAGAGAAUACACACCGGAGAGAAUCCCUUCAAGUGCACUGUGUGUGGAAGUGCAUUUGCACAGUCAUCAAUUCUUCAUGACCACCAGAGAACGCACACAGGAGAGAACCCCUUCAAGUGCACUGUAUGAGAAGGCAUUUGCACGAUCAUCACAUCUUAAAAAACACCAGAGAACGCACACAGGAGAGAACCCCUUCAAGUGCACUGUGUGUGAGAAGGCAUUUGCAAAGUCAUCAAAUCUUCAGAGUCACCAGAGAACAUGCACAGGAGAGAAACCCUUCUGGUGCACUAUGUGUUAAAAUGCAUUUACAGAGUCAUCUCAUCUUCACGACCACGAAAGAACACAGGACAGAAACCCUUCAAGUGCACUAUGUGUGAGAAGGCAUUUACAGAGUCAUCACAUCUUCACGACCACGAAAGAACACACAUAGGACAGAAACCCUUCAAGUGCACUCUGUGUGAGAAGGCAUUUGCAAAGCCAUCAAAUCUUCAUAUUCACCAGAGAACGCACACAGGAGACAAACCCUUCAAGUGCACUAUGUGUGAGAAGGCAUUUACAAAGUCAUCGCAUCUUAAAACACUGCAGAGAAUGCACACAGGGGAGAGACCUUUCAAGUGCACUGUGUGAGAAGGCUUUUGCAAAGUCAUCAAAUCUUCAGAGUCACCAGAGAAUGCACACAGGAGAGAAACCCUUCAAGUGAACUAUGUGUGAGAAGGAAUUUACAGAGUCAUCACAUCUUAAAAAACACCAGAGAACACACACAGGAGAGAAACCCUUCAAGUGCACUAUGUGUGAGAAGGCAUUUGCAAGGUCAUCAAAUCUUCAAAGACACCAGAGAAUACACACCGGAGAGAAACCUUUUAAGUGCACUAUGUGUGAGAAGGCAUUUGCAAUGUCAUCAAAUCUUCAGAGUCACCAGAGAACGCACACAAGAGAGAAACCCUUCAAGUGCACUAUGUAUGAGAAGGCAUUUACAGAUUCAUCACAUCUUAAAAAACACCAGAGAACACACACAAGAGAGAAAUCCUUCAAGUGCACUGUGUGUGGAAGCGCAUUUGCAACGUUAUCAAAUCUUCAAAGCCACCAGAUACCACACACAGGAGAGAAACUCUUCAGGUGCACUAUGUGUGAGAAGGCAUUUACAGAGUCAUCAAAUAUUGAAAUGCACCAGAGAAUGCACACAGGAGAGAAACCCUUCAAGUGCACUGUGUGUGGGAAGGCAUUUGCAUGGUCAUCACAUCUUCAAAGACACCACAGAACACACAGGCAUCAAAAGAUCCCCAAGGAGCGGAGUCUGAAAUCGGCUUGUGCAAGUCCAAGUGCUGCAAUGAGCCCAUCCCUGCUGAAAAAAGAACCAGAAUUUGAUUCCAGCUUGGACGCAAUGAAAUGUAUCAAGGCGGAUUUUGAAGAGGUGAAAUGUGAAGAAGUGAUGGUGAAGAGCGAAGAAGCGAUGGUAAAAUGUGAAGAUGAAGAUUCAACUCCAAAAUCGGACCUUCACAUCGAUGUAGGCAACGUGAAGCAGGAGGAGAAUUCUGACUGUGAGGCAGAGCGAGGCAACUCCCAGGAGUUUGUGGAAGUGGAGGUGUGGGUGGACUUCUUAGACAAUAGAAAGUCAAAUGCAGACCCGGUAGAUGUGUAAGCUUGAGACAAUGAAACUCCAAUAAAUGCACUUUUGUCACAGACUAAAAGAACACCAAAGAAAGUACUGUCUGUGAAAAGACAUUUGCACGAUCAUCAGUUCUUCAGAUCCACCAGAGAACAAACGGAUAAACCCUUCAUGUGCAGUGUAUGUGGGAAGGAAUUUUCAGGUUCACCUGCUCUUAAAAAUCACCAGAGAACACAGGUGUAAUGAUUGUGGUGUCGCUGCUGUGUACACACGCUCAUGUGUGACGUCACUGCGUUACUACCACGUGGGUCUACACACACACAUGACGUCAUCCCGGCUGGAAUGACGUCAGUGCCGGUGCUGGACACAUGACCGAAUCCGAGUGGGGGGCCGGGGGCCGAGGGGGACCUCCGGGGGCACGUGGA